ACUGUCUCUGGCCACAACCUGCCUCCGCAAUAGACAGUUAAUUAUUUGAAGCUUUGUUGCUUUUGUUAACUGGACCAUCUUCAGUCAUAGAUCUUCCAAAAUGAAGUGAUUCAUCAGCUAAUUCAGAAGUUUUAUCUUAAAAAAUGAAACUUUCACUCAGUGCUCUUCAGUUGAAAAUGCUGUUCAAAGAGAAUGAAGCCUUUUUUUUAAAAAAAAAAUAACAAUUACAACCCCAAUUAGUUUUUCUUUUAAACCCCCCCUUCCAAUAUUUUAAAAAUAUUGUUUCAAGUGCUUGCAAACUGCCUCAAGCACCUUUGACAGAGGAAGUGGAGUAGAAAGUUUUAAAGUACAUAAUAAUACAUAUUAAAGCACUGUGUUCAUCUUAGUAUGGAGGUUAAGCCACACAAACAUUAGGAACCGGAUGAAAGGGAAAAUAACUCUAAAAGAGAGAAAGCAACAGCAUUCUUAUAUGAGAACCUAACUUACAAAACGGGGUGGUUCCAGAAUAAUUUGAAGACUUAUUAUUUGCAGGCAGAAAAUCCACACUUGUUAAAAUAAGAUUUACAGCUUUUUUUUUUUUUUUAAUAGGUAUCAGAACUAAGGUUAGAUGUUCCUAAACUAUAAUGUUACCUGACUGUUGACUUCAUCAGCCCUUAACUCUUUUCAUUAAAUCAAUCCGCAGCCAUCAGCAUUUUGUCUACUCAUGACCACUAACACUGAAUAAGGAUACCAGCCUCCAGAUGGGAUCCGUGGAUCUCCUAGAUUAGAAUUACAGCUCACCUCCAACCUACAGAGGCCAGUCCCCUGGAGAAAACAGAUGCUUUGGCCAGCAGACUCUAUGACAUUGUAUUCCAGUGAGGUCGCUGUCCUCCCCAGGCUUCCAUUCAGAAAUCCCCAGGAAUUUCCCAACCUGGAUCCGGCAAACCUACUCCCCUUUCCCCUGCCGGUGUUGAGGGAAGACCUGUCAACCCUAACACCAACUAAAAUUCUUUUCCCACUUAUUAGUAUAUAUUUAACGUAUAAAGACAAGCCUCUAUAGGUCAUCAACAAAGAUGGAAGGGGAAAUAACAAUAGUAGGAAGAGCGGGAAGCCGUCUCUCAAGUAGCUGAUGAAGGAAGGUGAACUUAGUGCAGCUCAAGCCCAUCUGGCCUUAUUACUGAGUAAGUCCCAUAAGAACAUAAGAGAAGCCGUGUUGGAUCAGACCAAUGGGUCAUCCAGUCCAACACUCUGUGUCACACCGUGGCCAAAAACCCCAGGAGGUCCAGCAGUGGGGCCAGGACACAAGAAGCCCUCCCACUGUUGCCCCUCCCAAGCACCAAAUACAGAGCAUCACUUGCUCCAGACAGACAGUUUCAACAAUAUGCUGUAGCUAGUAGCCACUGAUGGACCUCUGCUCUGUUCCAUAUGCGGCUUUCACGGAAUUGUGCACAGGAACGAAACUCAAACGUACUACAUGCCUGCAAACUCACGCUUUUCUGUGCAGCAGACUCCAGGACUCAACCAACAGCAGCGCAUGCUCUCAACUCCUUGAUCCGGAAGCCAAAAUAAUCGGCCUCCACUCCUUCCUGGACAGAUUAUACGCUUCGUCCCGGUUAUAUCUUUGCAUUUGCAGUGGAAUUUUUUUUAACUUAAAAAACAACCACCGUGUUCUGUUUACGGCUCUUGCUCAUGUUUAGAAUGAGCUUUGUCGAUUCAGAGAAAGAGGGCAAAAUACUUCAGUAGCUCUACUGAGCAUGCUCGGUAGUAUUGUGCAGCGAAACGGCUGUCCGAGUUUUAAGGGUCAUCUUGGAACGAACGGGAAGGAAGAGGUUUUUCCCUCCGUAGGCACUAAAAGAAGGAGCUGGAAAGGGCAAUGGCGGGACUUCAUUUGAUUUGAGGAGGCAUGCGCAAAAUAGACCGGGCAUGCUCCGUAGUAUCUAGUAGACAGCCUGUGAACGGGUAGAGGCAGUCAGUCGUGAGGCUAACAGGAAGCUUGGUGGGAAGAGCCAGGAGGGGAGCGCCUCUUGCAGUCAUGGCGGAUGAAGAGGAAGACCCCCCUUUUGAAGAAGAUACUGAGGAAGCUGGUGGAGGCCCAGAUGGUGCACAGGGCAAAAGGAAACGGUUGUUCUCCAAAGAAUUGAGAUGCAUGAUGUAUGGCUUUGGAGAUGACCAGAAUCCUUACACUGAAUCUGUGGAUAUUCUUGAAGAUCUGGUCAUUGAAUUCAUCACAGAAAUGACCCACAAAGCAAUGUCAAUUGGACGGCAAGGACGAGUACAGGUUGAAGAUAUUGUGUUCUUGAUCCGUAAAGAUCCACGGAAGUUUGCUCGUGUGAAAGACUUGUUGACCAUGAAUGAAGAACUGAAACGGGCUAGAAAAGCAUUUGAUGAAGCAAAUUAUGGAUCCUGAAGCCUUUUGUGUAGCAGAUUCGUAGUGCAUGCAGAACAUAAAAAAUGCUUCUGCUUUGAACUGUACUUUUUCCUUGGAGCCAGGAAAUACAUUGAUCCUGCUGGACCAGCUUGCUUCGUUUGAACUACAAGCCUAGUUGGCUGCCUGCUACCAACAAAAACUGCUCUAGUUAACAUUUGUUCACUCAGUUGUGUCAGGAAUUUUUUUAAUUUUGUAAGUGUAUGUAAUAUAAAAUUGGUUGUCCAUUUUUCUUUUAAAGAUAAUAGUAAGUUUUAGAAAUAAGUUUGGGUGAUCCUUGGCCUCAUACAGUGGGGCGUGCUUGAACUUUCAUUGCAAACCCUUUGUUCAGGGAGUUCAUUAAACCUCUACUAUGAAAACCUAUGUGAACAGGUUUCAUACCAACA
Molecule: messenger RNA, 2790 nt
Organism: Heteronotia binoei (common prickly gecko)
Lineage: Eukaryota; Metazoa; Chordata; Lepidosauria; Squamata; Gekkonidae
Product: transcription initiation factor TFIID subunit 13
Exons: 4
Coding region: 2012-2386 (124 amino acids)
Biological process (GO): transcription by RNA polymerase II
Cellular component (GO): transcription factor TFIID complex
Molecular function (GO): protein heterodimerization activity
Source: RefSeq, a predicted model, not a curated record